Neurospora hispaniola is the source of this 1419-nucleotide messenger RNA. Its product is annotated as major facilitator superfamily domain-containing protein. Gene Ontology annotation, cellular component: membrane. Gene Ontology annotation, molecular function: transmembrane transporter activity. Gene Ontology annotation, biological process: transmembrane transport. The record is from RefSeq and is a predicted model, not a curated record. NCBI's taxonomy places the organism in Eukaryota, Fungi, Ascomycota, Sordariomycetes, Sordariales, Sordariaceae. Bases 1 to 1419 code for a protein of 472 amino acids. The transcript has 2 exons.
AUGUCGAACCCACCUCCUCACACCACAGCUCAUCGGCAGUCUAUCGCCUUGAAAGACAAAUACCCCUCCUCACCACCUUCAACCGACCUCAACACCGGCGACAACUCCGACAAAGACCCCAACCCCUUGCCACCGAACACCACCACCAUCUCCCCCGCCCCUGACGGCGGUCCCCGCGCCUGGCUCGUCGCCGCCGCCGCCGCCGCCUUCACCUUCUUCUGCACCCUCGGCUACACCAACGCCUUUGGCGUUUUUGAGCAAUACUACCUCACCUCCCCCUUCUCCCCCCUCCACUCGUCUUCCUCCCACUCCGCCAUGUCCUCCUCCAAGAUAGCCUGGAUUGGCUCCCUGCAAACCUUCCUCACCUUUUUCACCGGCUUCUUCGCCGGUCCCCUCUUCGACCGGUAUGGCGCCGUCGCCACCGUGCGCCCCGGCGCCCUGCUCUUUGUGUUUGCCAUCAUGAUGACUAGCUUGUGCAAGCAGUAUUGGCAGCUGAUGCUUGCGCAGGGGGUUCUGGGCGGGGUCGCUAUGGGGUUGUUGAUGUUCCCUGCUAUGGCGGCAGUGGCGCAGUGGUUUGAUACAAAGAGGGCGGCGGCGUUGGGUCUGGCGGUUAGUGGGAGUUCGGUGGGGGGCGUGGUGGUUCCGAUUGCGUUGGGCAGGAUGUUGAAUGGUGGUUCUGCCGCUGGUGAUGGUUUGCAAGAAAGGGAAGGGGGGCAUCUGGGGUUCGGUUGGUCGGUCAGGAUCAUCGGGUUCAUGAUGUUGCCCCUUCUGGCGUUUGCGAGUCUGGCGAUUAAGCCGCGACUGCCGCCACGGACGACGAAUUUCUUUGUGGUGAAGGCGUUGAAGCAAAAAGACUUUGUCAUGUUGGUGUUUGCCAUCUUCUUUCUGUUUCUGGGCAUGUUGACGCCGUUGUUUUUCAUCCCGACGUAUGCCGUCUUGAGAGGGAUCGAUGCUACGCUGGCUAGUUACUUGCUGGCUAUUGUCAAUGCGGCGUCGACUUUUGGACGCAUCAUCCCCGGCGUUUUGGCUGACCGGGUAGGAAAGCUGAAUAUGCUGGCGGUGGGUGGAGUGGCGAGUGGGAUCAGCAUUCUCUGCUUCAACAAGGCGGUCUCGACGGCUGGGUUGAUCGUGUACUCGAUCUUUUAUGGGUUUUCUUCUGGAAUGAUCAUUUCGGGGGCAUCUGCCGCCUUGACAGUCUGCCCGAAAGACCCGAGAGAUCUCGGAUCAUAUAUCGGUAUGGGAAUGGCAUUAGGAGCGAUUGCUGUGCUGAUAGGACCUCCGAUCAACGGCAAGCUUAUUGAUGUGUAUGGGGGAUAUCUCGAGCUGUCCAUCUUCAGCGGCGUCAUGUGUCUUGUCGGUGGGCUGGUUGUAAUUGCAAGCAAGAUGAUGACGCCGCAGGGGAUUUUCGGAAGAAUGUAA